UCAUACGCACCUCAAACGGACUUGAAUAUAUACGCAUAUGUGACCCCACCUUUAGUCACCCUUUGACAUUUUAACGAGAAUUCCUGUCGCCGCACAUGCGUUCCAACCUCGAUGAAAGGGCUUAUACAUGUAACGUUACUUGUAGUCAUCUCCAUGUUUACACAUUCAUUAUUAAGUCAUUCCGCUUUUCCAAAAUACAUUCCGUACACACCUUGGUACACACCAGGGUACACACGUAACAGGCAAUACAUUAUAUGGGGAGUCAGGUAUCAAGAUUGGUCAAAGGUCAGAGUUGAAGGCGCGCGUAUGACCUCUUGGUGCACGAAGCAAGUAGUGCUACAGUUUCUAUACUUUGGGCGCCCAGACAGCUAAAAAGAUGUACGCAACAAACAAAUCUCACUGUAAUGAUGUUCUGCACAUGCUGAACGAACUGAGGGAGCGAGCAGAGCUGACUGACGUGGUUCUGGAGGUGGAAGGGAGAAGUUUCCCCUGCCAUCGCGCCGUCCUGGCCUCCUGCAGUCCCUACUUCCGUGGCAUGUUCACCAGUGGCUAUGCGGAGUCCAAACAGGAAAGGGUCAGCAUCCAGGAUGUGAGUGAGGUAGCCAUGGCAACCAUUCUGGACUACGCCUACACCGGCCACCUUCAGACGGAGCCAGACCAGGUCCAGGCUAUGAUGUCUGCAGCCAGACUGCUACAGGUCGAUUUUGUAGGUCGUCAAGCUGCAGAAUAUAUGAAGGACCAUCUGGACGUGUCCAACUGUGCAGAUGUGUUGAUGUAUGCUGACAUGCUGGGGGACCUGGAUCUAGUGGAGUCCUGUGGGAGGUACAUCGCAUCAAGGUUCAACCAGGUGGCUCUACAACCAUCCUUUCUCCAGUUGCCACUGUCCCUUCUCCAGUCACUGCUCAACAGGGAAGACUUAAUGACCAGCUCAGAGGACAACAUUGUGCAAGCUGCUCUAAGAUGGGUUGAUUUCAACCAAGAAGAGCGUUUGCAGCACCUUCCUGCUCUUUGUAGAUGCUUUCGUGACUCCGCCAUCAGCUCAGAACUACUUGCAGAGCUCGAGAGUAAGUGCACAUCAACAGACGACAAGUUGGUUUACAGCAAAAGCACAAACCAGCGACUGGGACAGGUGCAAAUUGAAAUGCAGAUUUUCCUCAGAGAAGGGUUAUUAAAACAUCAUUCCCAGUAUGCUGCUCCUUGCUAUGACCCAUCCACAGGUGAACUGUAUGCACUUCAUAUACCUGACAAGCUGAACAACUUCUCUGUGACAGCCACUCCCAAUGAUGAGCUUUACCUGGCAGGGGGCAUCAGCAACAAGACUGGUCAGCCUAUCAAACAGAAGGAAUUUUACCAGUAUAACUACCAGUUAAACACCUGGGAACCAAGGUGUGAUAUGGAGUUGCCUAGAGUUAGUUGUGGUCUGGUGUAUCUGAAGGGCUACAUCUAUGCCAUUGGUGGUGAUAACUCUGAGAGAAGAGUAGAAAGGUACGAUCCAAGUUGUGAUGAGUGGACUUGGAUACCAGCCAUCCCUAAGCCCAUGUCCUCAGAACUCUGUGCUGUGACUCUUAAUGACAGCAUCUAUGUCAUAAGUAAGGAAGGCUGCUACUGCUUCGGUACCACAGAGAACAGGUGGAGCAAGAUGGCAGAUAUGCAGAAACCGCAAACGUGUCCUCAGGUCAUAACGUAUCAAGGGAGCAUCUACUGUUUAGACUGUGAGAAAGACUGGAGAGACUCUUCCUCAACUUGUGUAGAGAAGUACAACCCUACAGAAGGUGAGUGGAAGUGGUCAGGAAAUGGCUCAUUUACUUUCGACACGGCGACCCUGAUGGUAUAUGGAGAUACUCUGUACCUCCUCACUGUACUCAAACGCUGGAACCUGUUGGAAAGGGACAUGCAGUCCACAAUUUGCAUUUUUCAGUACCAGCCUGAGAUAGACUCUUGGCUGGAUCUUAAAGACAAGGGUAGGCUAGUUCCCCCCAUGGUAGAGUGGUUAGAGUCCAGCAGCAGAACAGAUUGCCUGACAGCAAGGAUGAUCCCAAUGUGCCUAGGGAAUCCAUGUCGCUUCGAGGACCUGGAGCUACAUUCUAUAAGUGAUGAAGAGGAGAGCCACUACACUUUUUCAGAUCCACAUGGAAGUGGAUUCCUAGAUAACAGUGACGAGGAGGAUGGCCUCCCAGACCAAGAGGACAGUGAUGAGGAUUACAGGGAGAGUGGAAGUGACAAUGGUGACAUCUGAGACACUUGGGACAAGGCAGAAGAUAAAACUGAUUGAGUCACUAAUGACAAGGUCUUAGGCAGAGCAAAAGAAAAGUUCUUGAAACAUUUUCUCAUUGCAACAAGCAAAAGCAACACAAAUAUGACACACCUGAUGCUUUGACAUAUAUUGAAAUACUGGGCAGGUGUGAAAUUGAAAGUGAUAACUAGAUUUGGAAAAUAUAUGGCUUGUAC
Molecule: messenger RNA, 2448 nt
Organism: Branchiostoma floridae (Florida lancelet)
Lineage: Eukaryota; Metazoa; Chordata; Leptocardii; Amphioxiformes; Branchiostomatidae
Product: kelch repeat and BTB domain-containing protein 2-like
Exons: 5
Coding region: 377-2236 (619 amino acids)
Molecular function (GO): protein binding
Source: RefSeq, a predicted model, not a curated record